CCCUGAGAACCCAGCCCCCAGUGCCCCUGCUCCUUGCCCGCCCCUCCCCCAGUAUCCAGCAUCCUUUGGACAGACUCAGCCACUGUCACCGCGGCCACUUCUGCCGUCCCCAACACCGCCACCUCCUCAGGGCCAGCAAGAUGCAGUUUGAGAUGCACGACAACGUGAAAGGCAAAGCCAUGUCCUACCCAGUGACCAGUCAGCCCCAGUGCGCUAGCAGCUGCUACCAGACCCAGCUCAGCGACUGGCACACGGGACUCACGGACUGCUGCAACGACAUGCCCGUCUGUCUGUGCGGCACUUUCGCCCCCCUGUGCCUCGCCUGCCGCAUCUCCGACGACUUCGGGGAGUGCUGUUGCACGCCCUACCUGCCCGGAGGCCUGCACUCCCUGCGCACCGGCAUGCGGGAGCGCUAUCACAUCCAGGGCUCCGUCGGGCACGACUGGGCGGCCCUCACCUUUUGUUUGCCCUGCGCCCUCUGUCAGAUGGCGCGGGAAUUGAAGAUCCGGGAGUAAAGCAGCUCCCCGCGCCUCCUCCUUUUCCACCUGUCACGCCCGGCCCCCUCGGCCCCCUCUGUCGCCUCGUGGGAGGGCCUGCCCCUCCGCCCUAUCCCGCUACCAGAAAUACGCCCACAAUAAAAACCUGAAAACCAA
Molecule: messenger RNA, 653 nt
Organism: Odobenus rosmarus divergens (Pacific walrus)
Lineage: Eukaryota; Metazoa; Chordata; Mammalia; Carnivora; Odobenidae
Gene: CNFN
Product: cornifelin
Exons: 4
Coding region: 141-515 (124 amino acids)
Cellular component (GO): cornified envelope
Source: RefSeq, a predicted model, not a curated record